UUACACAUCCUCCCGUAACCCUCCUUUAAAAAGUCUUUGGUUUUAAUGAUCAUUUAUGAUAUAAUGACAGUUUUGUCUAAUACAUGAUGGACAUUCUUACCUGUAUUUUUAUGUCAGUAUUUAUGGUCGCUGAUGGGUUCACUAUGCGUGGUCCCUCUGGUCCUCUGGUUGCUCCUCUGGGAUCUUCAGUGGUUUUGCCCUGUUAUGUUGAUGAACUCUUACUAACGGAGGGUCUGGAGGUGGAAUGGAGAAGAACAGACUCAGAGACUCUGGUUCAUCUGUAUCAAGAUGGUGAGAGUCGAGCAGAGUCCCAGCAGCAGGAUUAUCAUGAUAGAGCGCAUUUCUUUACUGAUCAGAUUCAACAUGGAAACUUCUCCCUCCGUCUCGACAAUCUGAGAGCUGAAGAUGAGGGAGAAUAUACAUGUAGAGUUUACAGUCAGCUGGAAUCUGGAGAAAUUUUGGUUCAAAUAAAACAUGGCUUCACUGUGUACGGUCCCGCUGGUCCUCUGGUUGCUCCUCUGGGAUCUUCAGUAGUUUUGCCCUGUUAUGUUGAUGAACUUAUACCGACAGAGGGUCUGGAGGUGGAAUGGAGAAGAACAGACUCAGAGACUCUGGUUCAUCUGUAUCAAGAUGGUGAGAGUCGAGCAGAGUCCCAGCAGCAGGAUUAUCAUGAUAGAGCGCAUUUCUUUACUGAUCAGAUUCAACAUGGAAACUUCUCCCUCCGUCUGGACAAUCUGACAGCUGAAGAUGAGGGACGAUACACAUGUAGAGUUUACAGUCAGAAGGAUUCUGGAGAAACUGUGGUUCAAAUAAAACGUGAGCGUUUGAUAGUAUCAGUAUCGAUUCACUCCAUAUCUGCGUAUGUUGGUGAGGACGUCACUCUGAACUGCUCUGUAGACUCUCACAUCACACCUGAACACAUUGAAGAGGUUUCAUGGAAGAAAACAUAUGGAUGUAUUUUGGUUCUGCUCUACCAAAACAAUAAGACUUUACCAGAUUCAUCAGAUGAGCGAUACAGAGACAGAGUUGAGUUCUUCACUGAUGAAAUCCUCAAAGGAAACUUCUCUCUCAGACUGAAGAGUGUCAGAACUGAAGAUAAAGGAGUUUACAUGUGUCAAGUGUUUGCUGGAGGACUCUCAGCCAACGCAACUGUGGUACUGGAACAACUGGGUUUCUCUUCUUGGCACAUAGCUGUGUUGUUUUUCUGUAUUGUUGCUGGCCCAGGAGCUGUGCUUCUGCUCUUCUCUCUGAUCUACUGCAGGUCAAAUAACACUGUUUCCACCAGCAACAAAAUCUGGAAUCUUCAGCUUUCUCUGGUCUUUUGUCCCAACAUCUGUAUGUUCUUUGCCUUCAUGCUUUGGGGCUUUACUGAAGGAUCUCUGAAUGAGACCAUCACUUGCUGUGCUCUUUAUAUUCUGAGACUGGCUAUGUUGAUUUGGGCUAUGGAUUAUUUAAAGUAUCUUCAAGACAAUCUUAAAACAUGGAUGAAGUUUUUCACAGUAACCACAGAACAUGCUGUUUUUACACUCGUUGUUUAUUCAGUUAUUUAUGGCUGGAGGAUGAGAGCAUAUGAUGCUAGCAUUUUGCCUGGUGUAGUCUUUGGAUUAUGCCUUGCAUUUGCUGCACUGCCAUGUGCCAUCUUUAAUGUGGUUGACUUCGAGAGGAAUUGCAGUCAAAAGCACACAAGAGAGACUUCCCUUUUCGUCCAAAAUCACGUUAUUUAUGGCUGGAGGAUGAGAGCACAUGAUGCUAGCAUUUUGACUUGUGGAGACUCUGAAUUAUUACAUGCAACUGUUGUGCUGUUGUGUCCCAUCUUGAAUGUGGUUGACCUCACAUGGUAUAUCCUUCAAAUGUUGGAUAGAGAGGUUUCCUUUCACAUCCAAAAUAAAGGUAUUAUAAUGAAGUGGCUCAUUUUAUAUAGCAUUUCUAUCUUGUCUAUAGUACAACUGACCUGGCUGACCUUCUCAUUUGGACUUCCCUCUCUAGAAAUUCACAUUGUGGGAAUUGUUCAGUCACAGCUGCUUAUCUGUAUACCAUUUAUACCUUGUCUGCAAGCAAAAUUCAAAUCUCUGCACCAUAGAUGGAUAACAUUAUUGUGGAUAAUAACAAUAACACUCCUGGAUAUCAUCCUACUGAUUUAUGUUCUUCUAGCCAUAUUGGAAAGAGAGAAAGAGUACUUGGAAUGGACCUGUGUCAUUUUAUUUAUAGAAGUUCUGAGAAUAAUGGUGUUCUUUAAAGGAAAUGUGCAAGUGCUAGAAGAUUUAGUAGUCCAGAGACGAAUACAAAACACUGAGACGAGCCAACAAGGAGAAAAAGCAUUGUCUCGCUGUAAUGAAAUCAUGUACAUGUUUGGAGCAGUUGGUCUUAUUUUGCUGAGCUCUGUUACACUGACUGCAGAACUGAUCCUGAAAGCACGAAAUGGUGAGCGUGUCUUAAAGGAUCUGAGAGUCAUUGUCUUCUCUUCUGAAUGUGUUUUUGCCUUGUAUUGGCUGGUUUUACAAAUGCUUGCUUACUGGAAGAUUAUUACAACUGGAUUUACACACAAAGGAACUCAACUCAAAGAAGGCAUCUCAGAAAAUCAUGAAAUGAAUCUGUCCGCACCUAAUCCUGAUGUUUCACAGACACAGAUAUGAGAAACCAGCUCAUGUACAUUUAUCCUUUACUCUGACUGUUCUCUCUGCAAACGAGCAAAAGAGGAGUUCCUCUGGUGUAAAAACCAACAAACUAAGAUGCAUUGUAAAUCACAGGGAUUUGUGACAUACUGUUGCAUAAUUUCAAAAGUAAAUGUUGUUAUAAGUUUCUUCUAAUAACUCUUAUGAACAAAAAUCAACUAUUUUUUCAUAAACAGAUUGAGGUACAGCUCGUAUGUAAAUGUGGCGUGUUAUUAAAAAUGUGAGUUUAUUCAUCUUUGAGUAUUCAGUUAAAUAUGAGGGAGCUGAACAUGUUUUGUAAAUCUUUGAGUCUAUUGCAUGAGUGGAAAAAAUAAUAUGUGUGCGGCAUAGGGUGACCACCUGCUAAUAAGCCCAAGGGGGGACAAGGGGUAUGUUUCUGAGGGACAAUGUGGGACACUGCCUGGCGCGGCGGUGCCCCCACCCACGGGCAGACUCACUGAUAGUGGUUUACCCAUUUCUAGCGCAUACCACCUUACAUGGUAUAUUAAUAAUGCCCUAUUCCCCUAAACAUGUGUAAUUGCUGAUGUAUGCUCAUGAAUAGGCCAACCAAUGUGUAUUUUUUUCUAAAUAAAGAUUCAUAAUAUUUUGAACAUUCAAUGAAUUGACAGAUGCAUCAUGCACUUCCACUUACGAUUUACUUUAGCUAUUUAAUUUUAUUUAUUUUUCAUUACAAUUUAUUCACUUUAAAUAAAUUAUAAUAUAAAAUUAUAGGAUUAACAGGAAUUGUAGUUGCUCAACACCACAGGAACAGUUAAAAAAAAAAAUGUCUUAACUCACAACUCCAGAGGUUCACGGAAAAGCAUCCAUAGAUUUGGAUGUCUCUUUCUGUUGGACACGUUGGACAUCAUAUUCCCCUCCAUGUCCGAUUGAGAAGGACGUUUUGCAAAGGUCACAAAAAGCCCUCUCGGUAUCCCCCUCAACACCUUUCAGCCACAAAUAUUCAUUUUCCCAGUCUUUCUUGUACCCACACCUUCUCUUUUUAAUUGAUGAUGGCGGUGCCUCAGACUCAGUCUCUUUCUCCAUUUUUCGAAUUGGAAAGCGCGCAUCUAAAAGUUCCUUCCCAGUGUGUCUGGUAUGCACGUGCGUGCGCUGUCAUGACAACAACGAAAAAGUUGACAACGACCUAGUCAGCAGUUCAACUGAGGGGUGGUGGGUGUGGCAACAGUAGCGUGCUGAACUGUCAAGUAAUGUUCGUUUGGAUAUAGAGUGACCAACUUUUUUUCUUUGAGCAAGCAUUGAUUAUGCGUGACACGGUCUCAAUUUGCGGGACGCAUGAAUUAGGCUUCAAACGCUGUGCGCGCACGCGCUACGCGGGACGGGUGGUCACCCUAGUGCGGCAGCAAUGCGUCACCGUAUGGCGUUCGGCCGGGUCCAUUAAUAUUACGCUGUUACUUGCACUCGUCUCACUGAACGUGACGUCUGCGUCUGUCGAACGUGACGUCUGCGUGACGUUUACGUCUGCCACAUCAAAGUUAUUCUGCCUGAAAGUGAUGUCUGCGUCUGCUGCAAGGGUUUCCAGCACUUUCCAUACACUUAUUCAUGCUUUAUUAUUCAUAUUCAUUCUCUUUUAUUGUUUUACUCCUCCUCAAUUUUGUAUAGUUAGCUAUUAAGUGCUAUUUACCUUUCUUAUGUAUGCUAUAGCUUAUUCCAAAUUGUAAAUACUGAUUUGUACAAAUGAUAUAAAAUUUUCUGUAUGCCAUUGUACAAAAAGACAUCAAAUAAAAAUACAUUAAAAUAAUAAAUAUUUUGGA
This is a messenger RNA of Onychostoma macrolepis, 4423 nucleotides long. RefSeq lists its product as uncharacterized. The record is from RefSeq and is a predicted model, not a curated record. Bases 84 to 2633 code for a protein of 849 amino acids. Gene Ontology annotation, biological process: immune response; negative regulation of T cell proliferation; cell surface receptor signaling pathway. Gene Ontology annotation, cellular component: external side of plasma membrane. Lineage: Eukaryota; Metazoa; Chordata; Actinopteri; Cypriniformes; Cyprinidae. The transcript is spliced from 21 exons.